This is a messenger RNA of Fundulus heteroclitus (mummichog), 1720 nucleotides long. It is a transcript of the gene ywhaz, whose product is annotated as tyrosine 3-monooxygenase/tryptophan 5-monooxygenase activation protein zeta. Lineage: Eukaryota; Metazoa; Chordata; Actinopteri; Cyprinodontiformes; Fundulidae. Gene Ontology annotation, biological process: signal transduction. Bases 117 to 860 code for a protein of 247 amino acids. The record is from RefSeq and is a predicted model, not a curated record. Gene Ontology annotation, cellular component: cytoplasm. The transcript is spliced from 6 exons.
UCAUUUGGCUCGGCGCUUCUCUGGCCGUGUCUUGGACCGGUGUGACUGGGAGGAAACCCCGUUGACUGCACUCGUUCGGACAGCCAGAGAGAGUCAGCUGCACCUUGUGAGAAGCCAUGAGCGAAUCAUCCCAGAAGGAGCUGGUCCAAAAGGCCAAGCUGGCCGAGCAGGCUGAGCGCUACGAUGACAUGGCUGCAGCGAUGAAAUCGGUGACGGAGGAGGGCGAGGAACUGACCAACGAGGAGCGCAACCUGCUGUCGGUGGCCUACAAGAAUGUUGUGGGUGCCCGUCGCUCCUCUUGGCGCGUGGUUUCCAGCAUCGAGCAGAAAGCGGAGGGCGUUGAAGGGAGACAAGCCAAGGUCAAAGAGUACAGAGAAAAAAUUGAGAAGGAGCUGAAAGACAUCUGCAAUGAUGUUCUGGUUCUUUUGGACAAGUUUCUCAUCCCCAAAGCAGAGGCAGCAGAGAGCAAAGUAUUUUAUUUGAAAAUGAAAGGAGACUACUAUCGCUAUUUGGCUGAGGUGGCAGUAGGAGAUGAGAAGACUGGCAUUAUUGGUGAUUCGCAGGAAGCAUACAAACAGGCCUUUGAAAUCAGCAAAGCAGAAAUGCAACCAACGCACCCAAUACGCCUCGGCCUAGCCCUUAAUUUCUCUGUGUUCUACUAUGAGAUCCUCAAUUCUCCUGAGCAGGCUUGCAAGCUAGCCAAACAGGCCUUUGACGAUGCCAUCGCAGAACUCGACACACUGAGUGAAGAAUCGUACAAAGACAGUACACUAAUCAUGCAGCUAUUGAGAGACAACUUGACACUGUGGACUUCUGAUAACGCAGUGGAGGGAGAGGAGCCAGAGGAGCCUAAAGAAUGAGCCUCACCCCCACAGUCAUCCCGUCUGCCCGACAUCGUCCAAAGUCCUCUUUGUUUUGAUCAGCACUUUGACCACCUCAUUCAUGACAUCCAGCUUGAUCCUUUGUUCUUCUAUCUAGGUCUCUGCUCCUCUGUCUCUUCCCAGCAUGCCGUUUGUUCUGCAGAAACUGUAGAUAAACAGGCAGGGGCUUUAAAGUGUGAUGACAGGGUGCAUUUAUGUUUGGGGUUGGAUUGCCUGCUGGCCUUGUUCUGGGUUUAAUGAUUUUUAGGGGUUUUCUAGUCUUGAGACGUGCAGCAAACUGUUCUGAAAUCCCAAAUUAGAUGUGUAUCCUACUUGUAAAAGGUGCUGUUAGCAGCCACAUCAAAAACAGAAGCUGCCGGCUGCCACCUGACCCGGCAGAAGAGCAAUUACAGCAAAGGUAGACGCAAUGAUGACGUGACGGGGGGUGCUGGUGAUGAAGGGCCAGAUUUUACACAGGUUACAUUCCAUAAACUGCCGGUUAACAACCUUCUACUGUCCUAUCUCUCUUUUUUCCUUCGUUGGAGGGGGGCUGCUUUUGUACGUCUAUGUAUUCAUUACGAGGUAUAGAAAAUAAAAAGAACAAGAGCACAAGCUUGUACUGUUGCUGUUUUUGUAUGAGCACCUCAGUAAGUAUAGAGAAUCCCACUUUUUAUAUAAUUAAAGGUUUUUGAAAUUUUCUUUGUUUUUCAAUACUUGCAUAAGGUUGGUUAAAGGGUAGUCUGGAGAAGCAAGAGGCUGUUGGCUGUUAGCUUUGUCUUUUCAUACUAAACACUUGAGCGUAACUGUUAUUUGGGGAUAAUGCAUAAUUCAGUUAAGUGAAAUAAACAAUUUAAAAGGUU